AUGGUAAACGCUCAAGAAUAUAUAGAAAGUAAUUUUCCUAAAAAUGUUAAAAUAAUCUCUGCUAUAUCGUGUCAAUUAGAAGGACAUUUAGAUUUAUCAGAAUAUCCUAAUUUAACCAGUGUAGACAUUGGAUGCAACUCUCGAUUAACAAGUUUACAACUUGCUCAAUCGACCGGAAUUACAUUUAUUAGCAUAUUUGAAACCGGCAUUGAUAAUUUUUCUUUUUUGGCUUAUACGCCUAACAUCCAUGCAAUUUGUUUGCCUCGACCAGGAGACAUAAUUGGCGAUCAUACUGGCAGCAAUGUCUAUUUUUCCAAAGCUCUCCGAGAAAGUUGCCAAGAGAAUUACAAAUUGCAAACCAAUCUAAAGCAAUCGAAUAGGCAAAUCCAAACCCAACUAGAUCAAGAAAUAAAAAAAAUUAGUGACAAUAACCAACGAAUUAAAAAGUUAGAGCAGGAAAAUCAAGAAUUACAAAGCCAAAAUAAAGACCAGCAAAAUCAGAUAAACGAAUUGUCCAAUAUAGCCUUACCUAAUAGUCCGUAUAAUUUAACUAAACUUAAGCAAGAGAUUAUCCGACUUAAAGUCCAAGAAUUAGCACCGAAAGUAAGAAAUGAGAGCACGAAGGUGGUCAAGUUAAUUGAGGAAGCAAAAAAUAAAGCGGGCAACUUUUCUUCCAUUGUUGAUUUAAUCUUAGAAACCCAAAAGCAAAUCGUGCAGAACAGCGUAACUUCUCAGCGUGAUAUAUUUUUUGGCAAAAUGGAAGCUUAUCGAACCAUUCUUGAAAGUGUUUUGUCUAAAGAAGAGCUGCAAACUCUCUUAAACAAACAAACAGAAUUUCUAGAAUUAGAAAAGCACUUAAAAAGUUUACAGUUGUAA
Molecule: messenger RNA, 876 nt
Organism: Funneliformis caledonium
Lineage: Eukaryota; Fungi; Glomeromycota; Glomeromycetes; Glomerales; Glomeraceae
Source: the annotation of a GenBank genome assembly